This is a messenger RNA of Grammomys surdaster, 3284 nucleotides long. RefSeq names its product zinc finger protein 426. The transcript has 7 exons. Gene Ontology annotation, molecular function: DNA-binding transcription factor activity, RNA polymerase II-specific; RNA polymerase II transcription regulatory region sequence-specific DNA binding. Bases 496 to 2154 code for a protein of 552 amino acids. The record is from RefSeq and is a predicted model, not a curated record. Gene Ontology annotation, biological process: regulation of transcription by RNA polymerase II. Gene Ontology annotation, cellular component: nucleus. Lineage: Eukaryota; Metazoa; Chordata; Mammalia; Rodentia; Muridae.
UCUUCCGGCUCUUCUCCGCACUGAAGAGUUGCGGAGUUAUCUGGCCUUUGUGGAUUCUGCGGUAUAAGGACUACUUGGAGGUUGCGGUGGGAGAUAAAGAACGAGAGUGCUGAGCUCUGCUCCACUUGCCACGGCGCUUCCGGGCGCGACCAAGUCUGAGUCCUCUCUGGCUGUCAGUCACCAGGGUGGGAAAGUGCCCAGAGGGCGGGUCCUGGCGAUGGCUGCAUCUACGAUGCUCCUGCUCCACAAAAGCUGCCAAAGCAACUUCUAUGGAAAAAGCUGUUUUAUUUUUCUCCUCAGAAAGAAAUGAAUUUUUGCCGGAGUAGUGGUUGGAUUGACCAGCGUCAUAAACCUUGCGAUUUCAGCGCCUCUGGAAUGCUACCAGUUGUGUACAACAGGUGAUAGAGUGCCACUGUCCACUGAAAUUCAUCAGCUGCACUAAAACGAUGCUUGCCUCAGUGAAAGGAAUACUCAUGCACACUUCAGUGUUGCAGGAUGGCAGCUCCUGAUUCAUCCCAUGGUCCUUCAGAGGACUCAGUCUGCCUUCACGAAGAAAAGAUAUCAGCAGAAAUGAUGUUGGUUGAUUGCCUGACAGAUUAUCAGGAGUUAGUGAGCUUUGAGGAUGUGAUUGUGGACUUUACCCAAGAGGAGUGGACCUCACUGAACCCAGAUCAGAGAAACCUCUACAGAGAUGUGAUGCUGGAGAACUACCAGAACCUGGCCACAGUAGGAUAUCAACUCAUCAAACCCAGUUUGAUCUCUUGGCUGGAACAAGAAGAGUUUAGUGCAGGCCAGAAGAUAGUUUUUCCAGAAUGGAAAAUACAACUUGAAACCAAAUGUUCAGCAUUCCAGGAGGAAGUUUUGAGGGGUAACAUAUCCACUGGGAUGCAAAUGCAGACAGGAAGCGACAGAGGAAGGGAGCUCUGUGACGGGAUGCAAUAUGGAGACUUCUUCAGUGAACUCUCACCCCUUAGGACAGAUACGGAAACUCAACCUGCACAGGAUAAUUAUGGUUGUAGUCAGUACAGAAAAGACUUUCUGAUGCUUCAGACGAAAAACUGUGAUGGUGAGAAACUCUCUGAGUUUAGUGAGAGUGAAGAAACCGGCACGACCCCAGUUAAAGCUUAUCAGAAAAUUGCCACACAAGAGAAAGGUUUUGAAUGUAGUGACUGUGGGAAGUCCUUUACGAGUCAGUCACACCUUCAGACACACCAGAGAACUCACAGUGGAGACAAACUUUAUGAAUGGAAUGAAUGUGGGAGAAGUUUUAUAAACUCAAGACUUUCUGUGCUUAUAGAAACUCUGAAUGCAAAGAAACCUUACAGAUGUAAGGAAUGUGGGAAAGGCUAUAGAUACCCUGCAUAUCUAAAUAUUCACAUGCGAACUCACACUGGGGAAAAGCCCUAUGAGUGUAAGGAGUGUGGGAAAGCCUUCAAUUAUUCCAAUUCAUUUCAGAUACAUGGAAGAACUCACACAGGAGAGAAACCCUAUGUCUGUAAUCAGUGUGGGAAAGCUUUCACUCAGUACUCAGGUCUUAGUAUCCACGUAAGAUCCCACAAUGGAGACAAGCCCUAUGAAUGUAAGGAGUGCGGGAAAGCCUUCCUUACAUCCUCUCGACUUAUUCAACAUAUAAGAACUCACACAGGAGAAAAGCCUUUUGUGUGUGUCAAAUGUGGGAAAGCCUUUGCUAUUUCUUCGAAUCUUAACGGGCAUCUGAAAAUGCAUGCUGAAGAGAAGACCUGUGAGUGCAAGAUUUGUGGGAAAGCAUUUGGAUAUCUUUCAUGUCUUAAUAAUCACAUGAGAACUCACAAUGCCAAAAAAUCAUACACAUGCAAGGAGUGUGGGAAGGCCUUUAACUAUUCCACCCACCUUAAAAUUCACAUGCGAAUCCACACUGGAGAAAAACCCUAUGAGUGUAAACAGUGUGGGAAAGCCUUCAGUCACUCCACUUCAUUUCAGAUCCACGAAAGAACCCACACUGGAGAGAAGCCCUAUGAAUGUAAAGAGUGUGGGAAAGCCUUCAUCUGUCCCAGUUCCUUCAGGAUUCAUGAAAUAAGUCACACCCAUACUGAAGAGAAACCCUAUAAGUGUCAACAGUGUGGAAAGGCCUAUAGUCAUCCUCGAUCACUUCGCAGACAUGAAAGAACUCACUAGAGAGAAGCCUGGUUGACUGAAGCAAUGUGAGAAAGCCCUUAUUUGAGCUCAUUUACUUUGAAGACAUGAUUUUACUCACACUGGAGAGAAACUAUUAAAAUUAGAUACGUAGCUUAGAGCAGUACUGUGUUACCACACUGAACAACACAAAUGCUCUAUAUCAAAAAAAACUGAAGCAGAUGCUGGCAAGAUGGCUCAGUGGGUAAAAGCACUUGAUGGGAAUGUCUGACAACUUGAAUUCAAUCCACAUCCAUGUAAAAGAGAAAGAUGUAGUGGCAUGCAUCUGUAUUCUUAGCAUUCCUACAGAUAGGAGGCAGAGGCAGCAGAAUCACCUGGAAGCUUUCAGGCCAGCUAGCCUAUUCUACACAGCAUGGCAGAAAGGAAGACUGCCUCAACAAGGUAGAAGACCUAAUGCCUUAAAGUUGUCCUCUGAUCUCCAUGUGUCUGCCCACUCUCCGAAAUAUACCACAGUAAUAAUUUUUUUUUUUAAAGAAUUGAAAUGAGGGUUGUUGAGAUGGCUCAGCAGACAAAAGCAUACUCCAUACACUCCUGACUACCAGUUUUGUAUCUCUGGAUCCCACAGUGAGUGUAAUGAGAGAAUUGGCUCCUAAAAGCUCCCCUGUGACCUCCACAUGAGUGCUGUGGCAUGCACAACCCCCAAUAAAUUACAUUUUAAAAAUUCAAGUGAGGGACUGUAGAGAUGAUUCAAACAGUUGUAAUAAGCAUCUGCUGCUCUUGCAGAGGACCAGGCUUCAGUUCUCAGCACUUGUGUGGCAGUUUGUAGCUAUCCAUAACUAGGUGAAGGGGAUUUAGCCUCUUCUGGCCUCUGUGAUCACUCAGCACACACACAAGUGCAUAUGUGCAGGCAAAACAUGUAUAAAGUAAAAAUAAUAAAAAGACAAUGAAGUUGCAAUGAGUCCAUUAGAAAUGACUAAUGUCCUCAAAAGGUUAAUAUGCUGUAGGUAGCACACAGAGAGGACCAUGGAAACUUCAGAUAGCCUUCUGCAAAUAGAGACAAAUGGCUCCCACAAGUGUUUCUACUCAGGCCUCCAGAGGAAACUACCUGAGUUAUGCUGAUCUCUGAUUUCCGGCCUCCAGAUUGUAAGAAAUAAAAAACCAUGUUUAAGCUA